Lytechinus variegatus (green sea urchin) is the source of this 3785-nucleotide messenger RNA. RefSeq lists its product as uncharacterized. Bases 156 to 2459 code for a protein of 767 amino acids. The record is from RefSeq and is a predicted model, not a curated record. Lineage: Eukaryota; Metazoa; Echinodermata; Echinoidea; Temnopleuroida; Toxopneustidae. The transcript has 9 exons.
GCGCAGGCAUGUAUCCAGCACAUCGAAGACACACACCGGAUGUAUCGUCACGCGGCGGCCAGGCUUGACCCUCGGCCUCGAUCGGAUCUGUCAUCCUCAUCUUACUGUUUAGCUUUGACUUUUUCUUCUUUCUGUCACGCCCAUUCAGUUCCAAAAUGGAGUCCCGUACACGAAUCAUGAGGUCAUCUCAACUUGGAUUGCCACCUCGGUCCUCCAUGACUGUGACAUUUUCCCGUGACACCUUGGAACGAAAGGUGGAAGCCAAUAAACCCCAACAACUUCCACGGAAUCCUGAUCAGAAGCUUGAAAAUAUUAGAAAAAUAAGUGGGAAAGAUGCGGACCCAGUCCUCACGAGCUUGGUGAACUACCACAGCAAACUGCUUGGGGCUUCGGGGAGGUCAUUUGACUUAAUUGUUGGUAAGCUGAGUCAUCUCUUAAAAACCAAUGGAUACUACCUGGAUUCCAAGUAUAAAGGGCCCAUGGACGCCUUGUUCUUUGCUAUCAGGAAUCUGAUUGUAGACACAGAGAAGAGUGAGAUCUCUAGGACCAGACUGUUAGAGAACCUGGAACUCAGGGCCAAGACAUGGGGUCAUGACCCCUUAGAGCUUCCACAACCUCGUGCUCAUUUACAAGACUUGCCUUCUCCUACAAAGCCACCUGCAGUCACCCAUCCUCAGGAUAAUGCACCUACUGAAUGCCUAUCACCACCUUAUAAUGCUUCUGGGCGUUACUCCCCUAUCCCUCUACCUCCUGUCCAAGUUGCCCCUCCCAGUCCCGACAUGGAGGCAUUGACCCAUGUGGCCAAGGCCACUCCGUUUCCUGAUGACACUGAUGACGAUGAGGAAGACGAUGACCAGUGGCUGACGACAUCGGACAUGACCUACGAGUCUGACAGCUCCGAGGAGUUCAUCAUGCCAGAGCGUGAGGUAGAGGAUCUUAUGAUGGAAUCUACCACAGAUCUUGAUGAUGAGCUUUCCAGGCUGCUGGCAGCAAAGCUCCCUGAUAGCUACAAGAGGAGAGUGAAUGAUGGCAAACCUGUGCGCUACACCAGAUCCUUCCUGCUUGACCUGUGGAAAUCUCCCUAUUCCAAAGAGAUGCCGUCAGUCCUGAAGCAUACCAUCUCCCAUAGUGAUGUGUCCUUUAUCAUCCAGAGGCAUGCCUUUUCUGAUCCUGGAGUGCUGUUUCAGCAAGGAUCAAUGGAUGAUAUUUAUCUGAGGCCAUCUCACCUCAAGGCAGACCCUAACUCAAGAGUUAGAUCAUCCAGUGGCAGAUCUUCCAGUGGCAGAAGUACCCCAGACCCCAAAGCUUCUGAUGGAGAUGCUACCAGGAUGAGGGCCUUGAGCUGGCCCCAGGGAGCGGCAGCAGCAGGGAAACCACAACCAGAUGUAGAAGGAGGAGGAGAGAGACUGGUCCAAGGCAGGGAAGGAGCUAGGCAAAUCCGAAUAGGGGCAAGGAUUGACAGUCCAAAUCCUGCAACUUGGCAAGGAGCAAGAAGAAUCAGUGAAGGUGACGGCCAAGAAGGACGACCAGAAGCAUCCUUGAGAUCGAAUUCACCAGAUGAUUGGCGCAGGCCUGGAUCUACUGCUGGAAUUUUGGGAGAGACUGGUACCAGUGCUGCGAUAUUAGGAGAGAGGCCAAAAAGGAAUACAAAUAAACAAGAGCCCUUGGCAGCAGCUGCAGAAGGAGAGGAGGUUGUGCUGAGACCACGUUCUCCAAGAGAUUGGGUCCAAACUGGCCCUGCAUUUGGGACUUUUGGAGAUAGGGCUGGUCAAAACAUGAGGAGACCGAUUACCCCAAGAAAGGAGGAAUCUUUACGGCCACGCUCUCCAAGUGAUUGGCGCAGACCGGGAUCAAUUUCAGGAUUACUUGGAGAUGGGGAUGCAAGAGCGGUGAGGCCUAGGCUCUCCAAUUCUCCAGGUGUAGCAGGAGAUGGGGCUGAAGAAAUGUUACAAGAGAGACCAGGAUCAUCUGGACGACAUUCACCAAGUAAUUGGGGCUGGCCUGGAUCUAGUUCAGGGAUACCUGGAGAUGAGGGUACAAGAGUUGCUGGACUUGGACUCUCCACCCCCUCUGCAGUUGUAGCAGGAGGUGGAGAUCAAGAACGGCCAGGUUCUAGACGACGCUCACCAAGUGCCGGCAGUCAAGAGGCUGGUGCCAUGAAGGUCCGAUUUGAUCUGCCUGAUCAAAGCAGCGAGGAUGACAUGAAAACUAAAGACUCCCAGAGGAAACAAGCAGCUACGUCAACCCAUGUACUCCUUACACCACGUCAGAUUCUUGGAGAUGGGGCUCAACCAGACGGGGGCACUGACAUGUCUCCUUCGACACUGCCGAUGGGAUUCGCUCCUCAGACCGAGAUCCCUACCUUUAGAGAAGUCUUUAGAGAGGUCAUUGAGAAAGGGAUCACUACCGGGGCACCAGGACCAGCCAUGGACAUCAGGGCAAAGUCACCUGAAAUGUGAUCCCCACAACAUCGGGAUAUUCAUCUCACCUCAUCAGAUUUUCAUAACUAUGACUUGAAUUGAAUUCACAAGUGUUUAAUUAAACCAUUGAUGAGGAUUGCACUCUGCAAGUGUACUAAAAUACAAAUGAUAAAUGUACAUUGCUAAUGAGAAUGCUACAAGAGAAAGUGUUGAGAUAUUGGGCCCUGCGUGAAAAAGAGAUACAAUUGACAUAUACUUUUGAUCAUAUCUUUCUGUGCAUGGUAUCAUACAUAUUAAAAGAUUGAUUGUAAGGUUGAUUGUAACUUUUUGUGUUACAGGGCUCUUAUUCUGUACCUAUUUUGUUUACAAAAAUCCCUGGGCUGGUAUUCAAUUGCAAGUAUUAAUUUUUUAAUAAAGUAAAAUGCGUACACUUGUAUUCUAAGUAAUUUACUUUAUCAAGCCAACUUUAAGCAAAAUACUUAUACCUUUUUGACGCAAUAAAAGUUUGAGCAAACCAAUGCGCAAUAUAUAGCGCAAUGUUUAUGACUGCGUAUCACGUUUGUAAAUUGCACGCAAGCGAGACUCAAGUCUGGUUGGCAGCUGACUUAGAUUUAAGCAAAAUACCAUACCCAAAAUAUGCAAUUGUCUUGAAUACCAAAGAUGGUUAAGUAUUUCACUUAAGCAAAAUACUGAGUGAAAUAAUUAAUAUUCUGGCUUAAGUAUCAAAUUGAAUACCUGCCCUGGUGUUUUCAAACUGUGGCUUAACCCAAAUAAUUUGGGAUUGCUAUGUGGUAAUUAAUGUGACAAUUAAUAGUUAUGUUCUAUGCAUUUUUAUAAUGGAGUUGAGAAUAAAAAAGAACACUUUGCAAUAAAAACAACUCUUCUGGACUCACGCUUACAACUCAUUGUCGUACCAUACAGGCUUGGUUCUCUGUAUUGAAGCAGUAUUCAUUGAAUGAAACCUUUUGUGAAGAUUUUGUCUUUAUUUUUUUUUAGUUAUAUUUCAAAAUUAUCUUUCAGUUUGAUAAAUGAUAUGUUGAUCAAAGUGCCUUAAAAUACAUUGUGUGUGAUCUUGAAGCAGCUUUUUAUUCAAUUGUUUGGGAUGCAUAAUUGUGUAGUUUUCAUUUGGUUUGAAAACGAAUCUUUCAGUCUUCAGUUGAUUUUUUUAAAGAUGUGUGUGAGUUGUGUACCUCAUUUUAUUACUUGCCAUUUUAUUUUUUUUGUAUUAUAAUCAAGUUCUGACUCAUUUAAUAGUUUCUGGCUGAUAUUGAGAGUACUCAUUUUUAUUAACCCAUUUCUUUUUUUGACUGGGAUUAUAACUCUGAGAAGCAUCUCAUUGAAAUGUAUUCAAUAUGUGUAUGUUUU